GUAUAUUCAAUUAUAUUGUAUAAUAUAUCUAGAUCUAAGUCCUAAGUUAGAUCUAUAAUCGGUAUGCUAUAAUCUACACUUAGAUUUAGUUUUCUAGCUUAGUUUAUAGUUAUAACAGAGAGUUAAAAGAAAAUGACAUUGAAACGUGAAGUGAUCUGCUUGUGUUUUAUUCUAAAUCUAAUCGCCACAAUCGUAUUUUGUAAUGCCCACUACAUAACUUCAAAUGGAGAAAGAUUAGAAAAUGUUGCCAUCUCUAAAACACAAGGGCAGCCUUGGCCAAUGCCGCAGUCUUACAAGCCUUCAGGAAUUGUUAUAAAUUUAGAUGUAGUUGACUUCCAAUUUAUCAACGUUGGGGUAAAUUGUGAAUUUCUGACAGAUGCAUUCAAAAGAUACUCGAAAAUCAUUUUUGCAUCCAAUUCACCUGCAAGGCCCUUAAACUUCCAACAAGAAUCUAAAAUUAAAAGUUCUGACUCUGUGCUGAAUACACUUUUGGUGAAUUCAAAAACAGGAGGACAUGGAGGACCAAGUUUUGAAAUGGAUGAAUCAUAUACUCUGUCUAUUACACCAACUGGAGCCUUGUUGAGUUCCAAUGAAACUUGGGGUGCUAUUAGAGGCUUAGAAACAUUUAGUCAACUUGUUUAUCGCCUUAACACUGGAGAAUUUGUUGUGAAUGCUACUGACAUCGUUGAUUUUCCAAGAUUUAAACAUAGAGGAGUGCUUCUUGAUACAUCAAGACAUUAUUUAAAAAAGGAAUAUAUUUUUCAAAAUAUUGAAGCUAUGGCCCAAAAUAAAUUCAAUGUAUUUCACUGGCAUAUUGUUGAUGAUCAAUCAUUUCCAUACUACAGUUCAUCUUUUCCCGAUCUUAGUGGAAAGGGUGCUUAUAAUCCCAGAACACAUGUCUACACACCUGAAGAUGUAAAUGAUAUAAUUCAAUUUGCCAAAUACCGUGGAAUUAGAGUAAUGGUUGAAUUUGAUUCGCCCGGCCAUACAUUGUCUUGGGGAAAUGGUCAGCCAGGGCUACUUACAGAAUGCUACAGUGGUGGACAGUUCAAUGGCAAUUAUGGACCAAUCAAUCCAGCUUUAAACACAACAUUCCCAUUUCUCAAGCAGUUCUUUGCUGAAGUCGCUCAAGUUUUUCCUGAUCACUAUAUCUUUCUUGGUGGUGAUGAAGUGGAUUUCAGUUGCUGGAAGACUAAUCCUAUUAUAACAGCCUUCAUGCAAAAGAUGGGUUAUGGAACUGAUUACUCUAAAAUAGAAGAGUAUUAUAUGCAACAGUUGCUAGAUAUAAUUUCAUCCCUAAACAAAGGCUACAUGAUAUGGCAGGAAGUUAUUGAUAAUGGUGCUAAGGUAGCUGCAGAUACUGUUGUUGAUGUCUGGAAAGGAGGUUGGGAGGAUGAAAUGGCCAAAGUUACUGCCAUGGGUUUGAAGACAUUACUGUCAUCAUGUUGGUACCUUGAUUACAUCAGUUAUGGAAGUGAUUGGCAGAGAUACUACCAGUGUGAUCCACACAAAUUUAAUGGCACAGAUGCCCAGAAAAAUUUAGUUCUUGGUGGUGAGGCAGCAUUGUGGGGUGAAUUUGUUGAUGAUACAAACCUUACACCAAGAUUAUGGCCUCGUGCUUCAGCUGUAGCUGAAAGACUGUGGAGUCCAGCAAUGUCAGAUAAACUUGAGUUGAAAGCUGUGGAGAAUCGGAUGGCAGAGCACAGAUGUCGUAUGGUCAGGAGAGGUAUUCCUGCCGAAGAGCCACUUGGACCAGGAUACUGUGACUUAGAGUUUUAAAGGUCAGGUGAAUAUUUCACAAUGGAGAGAACUUCUUCAAAACAACUUUUAUUUGUUUUGGGGUAAUAGCAUUGUCAAAAUGUGAUAAUUUUUUUGUACUUAAUUUAGAUAUUUGCCAACUGUGCAUUGAUUUUUUAUAUUAAAAUAAUUGUAACUAACCGUUCACACAUUCCUUUUUUAUUAUUUUGUAACAAAAGUGUUAUUUGCCACAUUGGUGUAAUGUACAAAUUGUGAGACAAAGUUCCUUAUUGAUAAUAAUGAUUAUUAUUAUAAUAAACUAUGCAAAAAAAAAAAUAAACAAUGGC
Biomphalaria glabrata is the source of this 2084-nucleotide messenger RNA. RefSeq names its product beta-hexosaminidase subunit alpha-like. Gene Ontology annotation, biological process: glycosaminoglycan metabolic process; carbohydrate metabolic process; ganglioside catabolic process. NCBI's taxonomy places the organism in Eukaryota, Metazoa, Mollusca, Gastropoda, Planorbidae. Gene Ontology annotation, cellular component: membrane. Gene Ontology annotation, molecular function: beta-N-acetylhexosaminidase activity. Bases 133 to 1779 code for a protein of 548 amino acids. The record is from RefSeq and is a predicted model, not a curated record. The transcript has 13 exons.